GAUUUGACUGUCAGUAAGUACCAUCAUCAUCAUCAGAGAUGAGGACCGUAAGCUCUUUCAGAAACCAGCUUCUUCAGAUUAAGAUCUGCUCUCUGUAUCUGUGGACAUCUGGAGUUUUACCCCACUACACCCAGUGUGUCCUGUGGGAGCUGUUCUGCUGUCAUACACCCAUUGAGUUUCUGACUUUUGAUUAUGUAGCUUUGAGACAUUUAGUCAACCUAAGCAGACACACAACCCUAAUAAUGUAAAUUUUAACCCGUACAUAACAUUCAAUGUGAGAAAUGAACUUGACAGGCUUUUAUCUUUCAGUGUUUGAAUGGAUGGUGAGAGGUGUAUUUAAAAUGACAGGUGGUGGAUGAUGUUGUCAGAUGAUAAAGGAACAUUUAGGUGGAUCAGUUUAAGUGAAACUGCAGACGUUGGGAGUGAAUCCCGGCAGCAUCAGUUUCAGCUGUCUGACUAUGGAGUCUGACCGCUUCAUUUGCAUCAGAGAGAAAGUGGGUGAUCAGAACCAGGUGGUAAUCAUCGACCUGAACGACCCCACCAACCCGAUCCGACGGCCCAUCACAGCGGACAGUGCCAUCAUGAACCCGGCCAGCAAAGUCAUUGCGCUGAAAGCGGGACGAACGCUACAGAUCUUUAAUAUCGAGUUGAAAAGCAAAGUGAAGUCUUAUAGCAUGAAAGAGGACGUCCUCUUCUGGAAGUGGAUCUCUGUUAACACCAUUGCUUUGGUUAUGGACACGGCUGUAUAUCAUUGGAGCAUGGAGGGAGACAGUCAGCCAAUCAAAAUGUUCGAUCGUCACGCCAGCCUCGCUGGAUGUCAGAUUAUCAAUUACAGAACAGACGAUCAGCAGAAAUGGUUACUGCUCAUCGGUAUAUCAGCUCAGCAAAAUCGUAUUCUAGGCGCCAUGCAGUUGUUUUCUGUGGAUCGUAAAGUGUCUCAGCCCAUUGAAGGUCACGCUGCAGCGUUUGGAGUCUAUAAACUGGAGGGAAACCCAAAUCCUUCAACUCUCUUCUGCUUUGCCGUCAGGGGCCAAGCUGGUGGAAAGCUGCACAUCAUUGAGGUCGGUCAACCCCAGGCAGGUAAUCAACCCUUCACUAAAAAAGCAGUGGACGUCUUUUUCCCCCCUGAAGCGCAAACAGACUUUCCUGUAGCCAUGCAGGUCGGUGCUAAGCAUGGCGUUAUCUACCUCAUCACUAAAUAUGGUUAUUUCCACAUGUAUGAUCUGGAGUCAGGCACGUGUAUAUACAUGAAUCGCAUCAGUGCUGAAACCAUAUUUGUAACAGCCGCUCACAGCAGCACGUCUGGAAUCAUUGGGGUCAAUAAAAAGGGUCAGGUGCUGUCUGUAUGUGUUGAAGAGGAGAACAUAGUGAAGUAUGUAACAAGUGUGCUGCAGAAUCCUGAGCUCGCCCUGCGGAUGGCGAUACGCAGUGACCUCUCUGGAGCCGAAGAGCUCCUCGUACACAAAUUCAACACACUGUUCUCUCAGGGCAACUACACUGAAGCCGCCAGAGUCGCUGCCGCAGCUCCCAGGGGAGUUUUACGAACGGCAGAGACCAUCCACAGGUUCCAGUCGGCACCGCCUCAGGGUGGACGGCCGUCUCCACUGCUGCAGUAUUUCGGGGUUCUUUUGGAUCGCGGGCAGCUGAAUAAACUGGAAUCGCUGGAGCUCUGCAGGCCCGUACUGGAACAGGGCAAAACCCAAUUAUUGGAGAAAUGGCUGAAGGGAGAAAAGCUGGAGUGUUCAGAAGAGUUGGGCGAUCUGGUGAGAUCCGCCGACAUCACCCUAGCGCUCAGCGUUUAUCUCCGAGCAAACGUUCCCGCCAAAGUCAUUCAUUGCUUUGCAGAGACAGGACAGUUUCAGAAGAUCAUUCUCUAUGCUAAAAAGGUGGGAUUUUCUCCAGACUGGGUGAUGUUGUUGAGGGGCGUGAUGAGAUCAAGUCCUGACCAGGGCCUUCAGUUUGCACAGAUGCUUGUUCAGGAUGAACAGCCGCUGGUCAGCGUCAGUCAGGUGGUGGAUGUCUUUAUGGAGGGUAAUCUAGUCCAGCAGUGUACUUCAUUUCUAUUGGACGCUCUAAAGAACAACAGGCCGGAGGAGGGGCCUAUACAGACACGCCUCCUUGAGAUGAACCUCAUGCACGCCCCACAGGUUGCAGAUGCAAUACUGGGUAAUCAGAUGUUUACGCAUUAUGAUCGUGCACACAUCGCUCAACUGUGUGAGAACGCCGGAUUGCUACAGAGAGCACUUGAACACUACAGCGAUCCGCACGACAUCAAACGAGCCAUCGUACACACGCAUCUGCUCAAUCCUGAGUGGUUGGUGAAUUUCUUCGGCUCUCUCUCUGUUGGAGAUUCAGUCGAGUGUUUAAAGGCCAUGUUGGCUGCAAACCUCAGACAGAACCUACAGCUGUGCGUUCAGGUCGCGACCAAAUAUCACGAGCAGCUGGGAACUCAAACCCUGGUGGAGCUUUUUGAGACUUUCAAGAGUAACGAGGGUCUGUUUUAUUUUUUGGGCUCCAUCGUGAACUUCAGUCAAGACCCUGAUGUUCAUCUAAAGUACAUUCAGGCUGCAUGUCGGACCGGUCAGAUUAAAGAAGUGGAGCGGAUCUGUAGAGAGAGCAGCUGCUAUAACGCCGAACACGUCAAGAACUUCCUCAAGGAAGCCAAACUGACGGAUCAACUGCCUCUCAUCAUCGUGUGCGACCGCUUCGAUUUCGUUCACGAUCUCGUGCUGUAUUUAUACCGCAACAACCUGCAGAAAUACAUUGAGAUCUACGUGCAAAAGGUGAAUCCCAGUCGUCUGCCUGUGGUUGUUGGCGGUUUGUUAGACGUGGAUUGUUCAGAGGACACCAUUAAGAGUCUGAUUCAGGCGGUACGUGGAAAUUUCAGUACCGAUCAGCUGGUGGAGGAGGUGGAAAAAAGAAACAGACUGAAGUUGCUUUUGUCCUGGCUGGAAUCCCGUGUGCAGGACGGAUGUAAAGAACCUGCUACCCAUAAUGCUUUAGCAAAGAUCUACAUAGACAGUAACAACAGUCCAGAACGCUUUCUCAGAGAGAACCCACAUUACGACAGCGUGACAGUGGGACAUUACUGUGAGAAGAGAGAUCCUCAUCUGGCGUUUGUGGCUUAUGAGAGAGGCCAACGUGACCUGGAACUCAUACAGGUCUGCAAUGAAAACUCUCUGUUUAAAAGCGAAUCGCGUUAUCUGGUGCGACGGAAAGAUCCGGAUCUUUGGGCCACAGUUUUAGAGGAGACAAAUCCUUACAGACGACCCCUGAUAGACCAGGUGGUUCAGACGGCUCUACCUGAGACACAAGAUCCAGAAGAAUUAUCUGUGACAGUGAAAGCAUUUAUGACGGCCGAUCUACCCAAUGAACUCGUAGAGCUACUAGAGAAAAUAGUGCUGGACAAUUCAAUAUUUAGUGAACACAGAAACCUGCAGAACCUGCUGAUAUUGACAGCGAUAAAAGCGGACCGAACACGUGUUAUGGAAUAUAUCAACCGCCUGGACAAUUACGACGCCCCUGACAUCGCCAACAUCGCCAUUAGCAAUGAACUGUAUGAAGAAGCCUUCUCCAUCUUUAAGAAGUUUGAUGUCAACACCUCGGCAAUACAGGUUCUGAUCGAUCACACUGGGAAUCUGGACCGUGCGUAUGAGUUUGCGGAGCGCUGUGGUGAGGGAGCGGUGUGGAGCCGGCUCGCACAAGCUCAGCUGCAUAAAGGUCUGGUGAAAGACGCCAUUGACUCUUACAUCAAAGCUGGAGAACCGUCUGCGUAUAUGGAGGUGAUCGAUGCAGCCAGUAGAAACGGUGACUGGGAGGAUCUGGUGAAGUUUCUUCAAAUGGCCAGAAAGAAAGCGAGAGAGUCUUACUUAGACACAGAGCUCAUCUUUGCUCUGGCCAAAACAAAGCGUCAUACAGAGCUGGAAGAUUUUAUCAACGGGCCCAAUAAUGCUCACAUACAACAAGUUGGAGAGAGGUGUUAUGAAGAUGAGAUGUAUGAAGCUGCCCGUCUGCUCUUUAAUAACGUGUCUAAUUUUGCUCGUCUGGCGUCCACACUCGUUCGCCUCGGCGAGUUUCAGGCGGCCGUGGACAGCGCUCGGAAGGCCAGCUGCACACGCACAUGGAAAGAGGUGUGUUUUGCAUGUGUAGAUGGAGAGGAAUUUCGGUUAGCGCAGAUCUCCGGUCUUCACAUAGUGACUCACGCUGAUGAACUUGAAGAACUCAUCAGCUACUAUCGGAAUCGUGGUUAUUUUGAAGAGAUUAUCAUGUUGUUGGAGUCUGCGUUAGGAUUGGAGCGCGCUCACAUGGGCAUGUUUACCGAGUUGGCAAUACUCUACUCUAAAUUCAAACCGCAGAAGAUGAGAGAACAUCUGGAGCUCUUCUGGUCCAGAGUCAACAUCCCAAAGGUGUUACGAGCAGCAGAACAGGCCCAUCUGUGGGCGGAGCUUGUGUUUCUGUAUGAUAAAUAUGAGGAGUAUGACAACGCCAUUAUGAUGAUGAUCAGUCACCCGACAGAUGCUUGGAGAGAUGCUUCAUUUAAAGAGCUCAUCAUCAAGGUGGCGAAUGUGGAACUCUAUUAUAAAUCUCUACAGUUUUAUUUAGACUAUAAACCCCUUCUGCUCAAUGAUCUGCUGUCUGUUCUCACACCUCGACUGGACCACAACAGAACUGUCAACUACUUCAGAGGGGUGAAUCAAUUGAGGCUGAUUAAACCGUAUCUCAGAUCAGUACAGAGUCACAAUACCAGAGCUGUGAAUGAAGCCCUAAACAACCUGCUGAUGGAUGAAGAGGACUAUCAGGGUCUGCAAGCCUCCAUAGACGCCUAUGAUAACUUUGAUUCUAUUGGUUUAGCUCAGCGACUGGAGUCACACGAGCUUCUGGAGUUCAGACGCAUCGCUGCGUAUCUCUACAAGAGAAACCAACGCUGGACUCAAAGCAUUCAGCUCUGCAAGAAAGACAAACUUUAUAAAGAUGCGAUGCAGUACGCCACAGAGUCGAAGGACGCUGAUCUGGCUCAGGAUCUUCUGCGUUGGUUUAUUCAGGAGGGUAAGCAGGAGUGUUUCGCAGCGUGUCUCUUCACCUCCUAUGAUCUUCUGUCGCCUGAUGUCGUUCUGGAGCUGGCCUGGAGAUACGGCCUCGUGGACUUUGCCAUGCCUUACUUCAUUCAGGUGAUGAGAGAGUACCUGAAAAAGGUGGAUGAGUUAGCCAGACAGGUGAAGGUGGAUGAACUUCAGGAUGCAGAAAAUAAAAGAGCAUCAGAAGAUGACGUCCCUGAUGCCACAUCCAUAGUUUUUGGACAACAGUUGAUGUUAAACAGCAAUCAAACACCCAUCACACCCCAGUCGGGUUUUUCGGGUUAUGGAUACACUCCUCCUGGAUUUGUUCCUCCAGCAUAUGGCUUCAACCCUCAGCCUUGAUUCUCCAACAGUGCUCCUGCUAGGAAUUCUGGGAUAUAUGUGUCUGCUAUGCUGGACUUGCUGCGUUCAGGAUGCCUGAUAAAAGCUGCUUCAAACAAACAAAACGCAGCACUAAAUACAACUUAUUUGUUAACUGGCACAAGAAGCUGCUCAUGUUUUAAUUUUUUUUUUUAAAUAUAUAGUACUGAUUAACAAGAGGAGAAAAGAGUAAGGACAUGAAACUAUACUAUAAACACAUCUCUACAGAUUGUCCGACUUUGACAUUUUAACAUUUCAACUACUGACAAUCCUUUCAAUUAUUUUGUCACUUUUUAUCCAUGUCCAAUUGUUUUAUUUUGCAGAAUUGCAUUUACGUUUUAAGUGCUACAAAAAAGUGAACAACACACUGUUAGGGGUUGUGCACACCAAAACUUUUAAACGCGGUUGAAAACGACAACAACGAAUGCCAACUGUUUUUCAGCUGAGUGCCAGCUUUCUUCAGCUGAGCACUUUGGUAGCUCUGAUACUUUAGCUGUGAGCUGGUUGGUUGUUGCUAUACUUGUCCCGCCCCUCCACUGUGAUUGGACGGCCGCGUGAGAACUGAAUUUGACAAGCGGAGCUUUUUAUCCAAAGUUGAAUAUUUUUCAACUCGCGGCGCUCAGCGUUGAGCGCGGAAAAACCGUCGGGCGCCGGUUUUCAGCGCGGAAGAAAACCGCUAGCUGCUGGCUUAUUUGAAAAAAGCCGCGCUUCCAUUGAAAACAAUUGAAAACAUGCGCCAGCCGUGGGCAUAAAAGCUUUGGUGUGCACGCCCCCUUAUGGGUUUCGAACACCAAAACUUUUAAACGCGGCUGAAAACGUCUGGACAACACCGAAUGCUCUGAUACGUCAGCUGUGAGACGGUUGGUUGCUGUGAUACUUGUCCCGCCACUUCUCCACAGUGAUUGAACGGGCGCGUGAGAACUGACAUUGACGAGCGGAGCUUUUCAUCCAAAGUUGAAUAUUUUUUCAACUCUUGGCGCUUAGCGGAAGAAAACCGCUAGCUGCUGGCUUAGGGGCUGGACACACCAAAACUUUUAAACUAGGGCUGUCAAAAGAUUAAUUGCGAUUAAUCGCAUCCAAAAUAAAAGUUUGUGUUUACAUUAUAUUUACACACAGCACACACACAUACGUAUAUAUAAAUACACACACAUUCAUGUAUAUAUUUAUGAAAUAUUUGCAUUUAUAUACUGUUUAUACAUUUAUAUAAUUUAUAUAAUAUAGAAAUAUAAAUAUUCUAUAUAUAAAUAUUACCAAUUUUUCUUAAAUAUAUAUAUUAUUCUGUGUGUGUAAAUAUUAUGUAUAUAUAAAAACACAGUACACACACAUAUGUAAACACAAACUUUUAUUUUGGAUGCGAUUAAUCGCGAUUAAUUUUUUGACAGCCCUAUUUUAAACGCGGCUUAAAACGCCUUGAGGACGCCGAAUGCCAGCUGUUUUUCAGCCGAGCACUGGUAGCUGUGUGAUACUUCAGCUGUGAGCCGGUUGGUUGCUGUGGUAAUGUCCCGUCCCUCCUCCACUGCAAUUGGACGGCCGUGUGAGAACUGACAUUGACGAGCGGAGCUUUUUACUCAAAGUUGAAUCUCUUUCAACUGUUGACGCAGAGCGGAAUAAAACGCCGAGCGUGGGUUUUCAGCGCGGAAAAAAACGCUAGCUGCUGGCUUAUUUGAGAAACGCAGAUUUCCAUUGGAAUCAAUUGAAAACAAGCGCCGCCGUAAAAGCUUUGGUGUACAUGCGCCCUUAUUUGAAAAACGCUGAGCUUCCAUUGGAAACAAUUGAAAACAUGGGCCGGCCGCGGGCGUAAAAGGUUUGGUGUGCACGCCCCCUUAGUGAGAAUGCAAUGACGUCAUAUUAUGCAUGUCGAGCGCUUCAGUCAUGAGAACAAACAAAUGUUUAAUGGUACCCAGGAUGUCUGUAUCGCUCACGUAUCAGUAAAAGGUCUAGAAAUGCAUACGGUACAUGAUAAAGGAUGGGAAAGGCAUGAAACAAAUGUUUAGAUUCAUUUUUUAUUUAUUUUUGCAUGUUUUUCUGAUUUAUUCUGGCGCUGUCAGCAUUACUGCAAGCCGUAAGCACUGACUACAGUCAUGUAGGAGAAACUGAAUUUUAUAGGAAAAGAAAAAGUAAAGCAAAAUAUAUAAAUAGUGAUACUGGAUGAUGGAUGCACAGGUGGGGUGUUGUGCAUUUAUGUGUACACAUGAAAAUAAAGUUUACAAGCAUUAAACAUGCUGUUUGAUGUCACAGCAUCUCCAUCUG
Molecule: messenger RNA, 7685 nt
Organism: Misgurnus anguillicaudatus (oriental weatherfish)
Lineage: Eukaryota; Metazoa; Chordata; Actinopteri; Cypriniformes; Cobitidae
Source: RefSeq, a predicted model, not a curated record